Molecule: messenger RNA, 3470 nt
Organism: Colias croceus (clouded yellow)
Lineage: Eukaryota; Metazoa; Arthropoda; Insecta; Lepidoptera; Pieridae
Product: protein FAM91A1
Exons: 19
Coding region: 134-2983 (949 amino acids)
Source: RefSeq, a predicted model, not a curated record
UACAAUUUACAGAACGCAGCGAAAAUUUGCAAUCGCUUAUCAAAAUAUUGGUGCUCAGCUGCGAAUCUGUUUAUCCAAUAUCCAUUAUAUGUCUUAAAUGUAGUCGUAAUUAAACUAUUUUAGCUUCUUUAAAAUGGAGGAUGAAAUAAAUGAGUGUAUAAGGAAAAAAGUUCAAUGGAACCAAUUACCAGGAAACGUGAAAAAGUUGCUCAAUGAUGCUCCGAAGGAAUAUGAAAGAUAUAUAUUCGAUUUCAGUAUUAAAAAUCAAUUGAGAUUCAGGGGAAGCUUGGUGAGAACAGUGCGCAAAGAUGAGAGGAAGUAUUAUGAGAUGCUGGUGCAGAGCAGCAUACAGAGGCUCAUGCUCUACCCAUAUCACUUAGCUGAUAUGAUAGUUAAAGGUCUAAGGAUAACCCCAUUUAUUUAUUACAUAGAAGUUGUGGCAUUACUGAUAGAAUCUGAAAAGAGUUAUGAUACAAUGCCAAAUUUCACAGCUGCUGAUUGUCUUCGGCUCUUAGGAAUAGGUCGUAAUGAGUACCUGGAGCUUGUGGCCAAAGCAAGGUCACUAGGGCGUAGGGGCAAGUCGAAAGCGAUAAGGGGACUUUUGCCCCGAGUGCCCCUAAAUGUGCCCAUGCAACCAUGGUGGAGGGUUGAAUUGGGUUAUGUGCUGGAGGAAGAUGUUAAACCUCUAAACGGCGACGAAAAGGCGCUAAUUGACAUGCUCAUUGACCGCGGCUCGCAAACCGCCGGUACUCUCGAUUAUAAUAUUGUCAAGAGUCUUUACAGGCGUGGUUUGGUCUACCUAGAUGUCCCUAUAACGGGAGCUGAUAAAGUAUCAGUGCCUCCACUAAAGGGCUUCGUCAUGAAUAGAAUCGCGGGAGAUUACUUCGAGACACUACUGUAUAAAGUGUUUGUGUCCAUAGACGAACAUACCAGCGUCGCUGAGUUAGCUGGCGUAUUGCAGGUGGAAUGUUCCCUGGUGAAGCAAGCGGUAUCGCUAUACUGCAGGCUUGGGUUCGCUCGGCUCUUGCAGCCACCGCCAGUGAGCCCCCGACACGCGUCGUGGGCGCACGCGCUCACAACGCACGCGCAUCAGCCAUACAGGCAAAUAGCUCCCCUGACGUUUGACCCUAGAUUGGAAGAAGAUGCUUUACAAAUGGAGCCUGUAUUGCUAACUGAUAUGCCAUCUACUUCUAAACAGGUAGAAAACUUCGAAAGCACCACAAACAAUAGUGGACAAAGAGUUGCAGUAUUAUUUGAUUCCACCUUAGCCGCGUAUCUUAUGAUGGGAAAUUUGUCACCGGAUCUCAAAAGCCAUGCGGUGACAUUAUUUGAAGUUGGAAAGUUGUGCGAUGAAAGUCUUGAUAGCCUUCUUAUGGAGUUGGAUAAGGUUGCCGCGGACCCAGAGAUCGAAGGUGAAGCCAGAAGGUACUUGGCAGCGGCUGCCUGUUUACGGAUAGCGCUGCGGACGCUGCGGCCCAAGCUGCGCCCGCUGGACUUGCUGCGGUGUGAAGCGCUGCACGCGCUGGAUGCGCCCGCGCGGACUAGACUGCUCGCUACUAAGUAUAGGUUAGCGAUAUCAACCGCGCCGCUCAGUCGGGAGGCACGUGCAGGGGCAGCAGCCCAAGUAUUAGCGCACGUGGGCCCCGCGCCGCCCGAGGCCAGCUCGCCGUGGAUGCGCCUCUACCUGUACCACGUGGCGGGCUACGGGCCGCCCACGCUGCUGCUCACCAAGGGCACCGUCCUCCGUGGCGUACCACGCUGUCUCCUAGGCUUUUCCCGGCUCGCCGUAUCCUGGUGGACGGCAGAAUCAGAGGCCCCAGCGCUCCCAGCAGCCGCUGCACUUGCAGCUGCUAACAGUGCCCUACGGAGGGGCCCCGUGUUGCUGCAAGCCGCGGGCGUGAGGGCCCCGCCGCAUGUUGUGCACCUGCCCUUCCCGCCCGCUAGUGUGGAUGAUAGAGAAGACGCGCAAUGCCUCUGGCGCAAGCACGGCGGUUUACGGCGGUUGUUACGUCGCUUACGACUCACACGAACUGCGGGCUAUGUGGCCUUGGCUGAUAUAGGCGUGCCCGACUUGGGCUGUGCGAGACCGCCCACUGCUGUGCAACUUGUGCAACCUAGAAAGAAGAAAGAAAUCUGCGGCAUCGCGAAACCCGUAAGUGAAAUAUCGCUAUCGUCCAGCGAGUCUGUAGAAAAGACAACAGAGUAUACAAAGAGCAUAAAUAGUAGACUACAGUCGCCCAUAGAGUCGCACUUCGCUGUCACACCGACCACAGAUAGUAAAGCGAGUUCUCCAGCCAACGGCUUCACGAGCGCUGAAGGCGGGAAGUUACUCUGUGAAGAACUAGAUAACUUGAAUAUAGACACACAUACAAGCAAAGAGUCGAUAGUCGGCGAAGAUUUCGUGCCCAUACAUUCCUCAUCAACGAGCAUAGAAGACUUGAAACAUUCCAAAAUGUCCAUAGAAUCUAUAAGUGACGAUUUAGUUGCAAUACAUUCGACGCCAAGCAUCGAAAAUCUGAAGUUCGAUAAGAAGGAAGAUAAGUUGGGCGAUCAGUUGAGCGAUCUGUUGAGUCCUGCUGAGGAAUCGGUGUCGAUGUUCACGCAGUUGAGCAACAAAUUGUCCGAGAUUAGUGGUGAGGGUGAUAGUGGUGUGGAUACGGCGCAUAACUUUUCGGACGAUGAAACUUGUAAGCCGGAGAAAUGGACGAUACUGGACCUACAGUUUGGCAUUCCGCUGUUUGACGAGGGUUUGUGUGAGAAAGUCUGCCAGAGCAUCGUGGAUAGGAUAGCUAAGCCUGAAUUAAUAGAUAAAAUAAAAGAAGACAACGAAUUUAUACGAGCGGACUUGUUGAAAUUCGUUUCGCAGUGUCAGUAUUACCCAGGAGAGGACAUGGGUAUAGUAAAACGUGGUACACUAGUGCCCCUUCCAAGGAAAAACCUCGUGUUUGAAAACGGUAGGAUUAGCGAGUGGAAUGGAAAGUGACGUUAUAUAUUUAAAUUGAAAAUAAACCUAUAUAAGAACACAAUGUCAAUAUAUAGAAACACUUAUUUUUGGUGCACCAUGUAUGUUAGAUUGUCCAAUAAAAAUUAAGCUUGUAUUUAUUAAUUGAGGGUAGAUGUAAAAUAUAGUAUUAUACGAUUUUUGCAUAUACUAUAAAUAUUACAGUAAAAUAGAGUGUAAAAAGCGGAUUUAUUUUUCUUAUUUGUUAAAUAUGUUUCUUAGAAAUUAUAAUAUUUUUUUAUGUUAUGUUCAAUAAAUGAAUGAAAAUAGAAAAUACUAUAUCUUGAAAAGUAAACACUAAAACUUCGACCGAAAUGUUAGUCGUUCAUGCAAUAUUAAUGUGUAAGUUGUUGUAAACAAAUAUAGGUUAUAUUUUCAUUUCUUAUUUACCAUAGAUUUAGUCAAUGUAUGUAUAAUGUAUGAUCAAACAUUCAGAGACACAUAAAUUAUUAUAACGGUUUACAUGUAU